This is a messenger RNA of Thalassophryne amazonica, 1556 nucleotides long. It is a transcript of the gene tm7sf2, whose product is annotated as transmembrane 7 superfamily member 2. Gene Ontology annotation, biological process: sterol biosynthetic process. Gene Ontology annotation, molecular function: oxidoreductase activity, acting on the CH-CH group of donors, NAD or NADP as acceptor. The transcript has 11 exons. Gene Ontology annotation, cellular component: nuclear inner membrane; endoplasmic reticulum membrane. The coding region runs from base 23 to 1291 and encodes 422 amino acids. NCBI's taxonomy places the organism in Eukaryota, Metazoa, Chordata, Actinopteri, Batrachoidiformes, Batrachoididae. The record is from RefSeq and is a predicted model, not a curated record.
CGCUUCACACUGAAGCCUGAUAAUGGGGCCAAACAGUCACCUCAAACACAGACCUUCACAGGAUGCAGAGAGAGAAUUUGGAGGAACCUUGGGUGCCGUUUGCAUUCCCAUCCUCCUUCCGCUGACAGUGCUUUUCCUGAUGUCUGUGAGUCGAUCCUCUGAGGCCGCUGUGUUCCGGUGGCCCCCUCCCUUCCCCUCCGCUGACCAGCUCUGGGACCCGCUGGCCCCGGUGAUUCUGCUAGGCUGGAUCAUUCUGCAGGCUUUCCUCUACGUGUUGCCAUUAGGAACGGUGUCUGAAGGAUUAGCACUUAAGGAUGGAACACGCCUCAAAUAUCCCAUAAAUGGUUUUCCUGCACUGUGCGUCAGCGGUGCGCUGCUGAUGCUGGCGCUCGGGGCUCGCCUGGGGGAUUUAUUUGAGCUGCUGCUGCCUCUGGCGCUCUGUGCAAUAGCACUGUCAUUCCUCUUCUCCUUCUACCUCUACAUCCGCUCCUUUUGGUCUCCUUCCUGUGCUCUCGCUUCGGGGGGGAACACAGGAAAUCCCCUGUAUGAUUUUUUCAUGGGACGGGAGCUAAACCCCCGGAUUGGAACCUUUGACCUUAAGUACUUCUGUGAGCUCAGACCAGGUCUGAUUGGUUGGGUGGUCAUAAACCUCUGCAUGCUGAUGAAAGAGGUGGAGCUUCGUGGUAGCCCCUCCCUCGCUAUGCUGCUGGUAACCAGUUUCCAGCUGCUGUAUGUGGCCGACGCUCUGUGGAACGAGGAGGCUGUUCUGAGCACCAUGGAUAUUGUGCACGAUGGUUUUGGCUUCAUGCUGGUUUUUGGAGACCUGGCUUGGGUUCCGUUCACUUACAGUCUGCAGGCCGCCUUUCUCGUCAAUCACCCGCAGACCCUAAGUUUAGCUGGGGCCAUGGCUAUCAUUGUACUAAAUGGUGUUGGUUAUUACAUUUUUCGAAAAUCCAAUUCCCAGAAGAACCAGUUUAGACGAGACCCGACACAUCCCGAUGUUGCAAAAUUGGAGACAGUUGUCACAUCAACAGGAAAACGGCUGCUGGUGUCAGGCUGGUGGGGUCUAGUUCGACAUCCUAAUUACCUCGGUGACCUCCUCAUGGCUCUCGCAUGGUCUCUGCCAUGUGGAUUUUCACAUUUUCUUCCUUAUUUCUACGUCAUUUAUUUCACUAUCUUGCUGAUUCAUCGGGAGGCCCGUGAUGAGCGACACUGUAGGACCAAGUACGGAUUAGCGUGGGACAACUACUGUUGCCGUGUCCCCUACAGAAUCUUUCCUUACAUCUACUGACGAUGAUGGGACUUGGAUUGAAGGGGACUGAAACCUUUGCAGCAUCACCAUGACUCUGUCAGUCCAUGCAGCCUUGACAGUAAGUCCAGAUCAGUCACUUUGAUGAGUUUGGCGAUGAGUAAAUAUGAUGCCGCUGCUGGAAAUCUGAAGAGUUUUAUUCAGACUACGACUCAACACAAUGUCAAAUGUGCCUCCUUUCAGAUUUAUUGUUGCUAACUCUUAAGCUUUAGACGGUGCUUUUGUUUAUAACGUGAAAUGCAGUUUA